AUGGUUUGUAAACUUCACAAAUCCAUUUAUGGUCUUAAACAGUCCAAAUCAGAUUAUUCACUUUUCACCAAAGGUUCUGGUAACACCUUCAUUGCUCUCUUGGUCUAUGUAGAUGACAUCCUCAUCACUGGAUGUAAUCAGCUGGAAAUCACUUCCUUUAAAAGUCUCUUACAUUCUCAAUUCAAAUUAAAAGAUCUUGGCAAUCUGAAGUAUUUUCUUGGGCUGGAAAUUACACGUUCUAAAAAGGGUAUUUUUUUUAUCACAAAAAAAUAUGCUCUACAGUUGCUUGAGGACUCUGGAUUUUUAGCAUGUAAACCAGCUAUGUUACUUAUGGAUCCAAAAUUAAAACUCAGUUCUUUGGAAGGUGAUCUUGUUCUUGAUACUUCUAUGUAUCGCAAAUUGAUCGGUCGUCUUCUCUACCUCACUAUAUCUAGGCCAGAUAUCACCUAUGCUGUCCACAAGUUAAGCCAAUUUGUGUCUUGGCCCAGGAAGCCUCAUCUGGAUGUAGCUCAUCACCUUUUACAGUACAUCAAGGCAAGUCCUGGUCAAGGAAUUUCGUUCUCAGCCCAUUCUUCCUUUCAACUGCGCGCAUUUGCUGAUACGGACUGGGGCGCUUGUCUUGAUACGAGGAAGUCUAUCACUGGUUUUUGCAUAUUCCUUGGUGAUUAUAUGAUUUCUUGGAAAGCCAAGAAGUAG
Molecule: messenger RNA, 696 nt
Organism: Olea europaea var. sylvestris
Lineage: Eukaryota; Viridiplantae; Streptophyta; Magnoliopsida; Lamiales; Oleaceae
Exons: 2
Coding region: 1-696 (231 amino acids)
Source: RefSeq, a predicted model, not a curated record